Oryzias melastigma (Indian medaka) is the source of this 825-nucleotide messenger RNA. Its product is annotated as protein SSXT. The record is from RefSeq and is a predicted model, not a curated record. The transcript is spliced from 5 exons. Lineage: Eukaryota; Metazoa; Chordata; Actinopteri; Beloniformes; Adrianichthyidae. The coding region runs from base 139 to 750 and encodes 203 amino acids.
CCCUUCAAUCAGCAGCAGCUGUUCCCAUUCACCGAUCAGCUCUGAAGAUCAGAUAAAAAGCAGACGCUGCAGUUAGAGGUCACUGUCACAGGUCUCUGAGGUUUGUCUUGUCUGGUGUGGAGCAGCAACUGAAGCAGAAUGAGGUUUCUGUGGAUUUCUUGUCUGCUCAUUGGAAGUAUCUCCUGUCUCCCUCAAGGAGGAUAUACUCCAAUGUUCCAAUACCCUGGACAAGCUCCAUCCUAUGAGAAACCUUCUGCACAGUCCAGUGGCUACAGCAGUCCUCAAGGAUACUACAGUGCUGGCACCAACACUGCUGGAGGCUCUUCAGACAUUACUCCUCCCAUGUGGUACACUGCUUCAUAUCCUGAGCAAGAACCAGCCAAGCCAACUUACCAGAGACCUGCACAGACCAGUGGUCAAGGCAGCUACAGCGGUGGUGACAGCAGCUACUCUGGUUCUGGAUCUCAACAGUCUGGUUCCCAGGGUGCUCAGUCUGGAGCUCCAGGUGGCCAGUACCAGGUUGAACAGGAGAGCUGGAGCUCAUCUGAUGAGGAGCCAGAGUUCACUCCAGUGAGCGACGAGGAUCAAGUGUACGCUUUCAAGUCUCGUUCUCGCUACAACCAGAAACGGCUGCUGUUCAGCCAGUUCCGCUACACUCCAACAGAACCCCGUGCUCCUCAAGAACCAGUGUUCCCCUAUCCCAGCAAAUCAUCUCAUCAGGGCAAAGGUUCAAUGAAAGGAGGCCGUUGAGGAUCUCUGUGGUUUUCCCCUGAAAAGGCAAAUGCUGUUGUAGAGUUCCGAAAUAAAACAUUUUACAAACUGAAA